Molecule: messenger RNA, 706 nt
Organism: Rhizophagus irregularis DAOM 181602=DAOM 197198
Lineage: Eukaryota; Fungi; Glomeromycota; Glomeromycetes; Glomerales; Glomeraceae
Source: RefSeq, a predicted model, not a curated record
AAUGAAGCUAUUUAUAAUAAAGGGUUAGUAAGAGAGAGAAGAAAUAAUGAAACUGUCAUAUUAAAAAAGUUUAAUGAGUUAAAAUCGAAUCAACAUUGUUAUGUACUUAAUCGUCAUAUUAUUAGAACUUAUGGUUUUACAAAAGAUCCCAACUCUGAUGAUUAUAUUCUAGUUAUGCAAUAUGCAUCGGGAGGAGAUUUACAUAAAUAUUUACGAGAGCAAUUUACAAAUAUUACAUGGGAUAAACGAAAAAUAAGUAUUUUGUGGCAAAUUGCAAAAGGGCUCGAAACAAUACAUAAUGCAAAAUUUAUACAUCGUGAUUUUCAUAGUGGGAACAUGUUAAUUGAUUUAUCAUACGAUAAAGCACAUCAAUGGCAAAUUGGAGACUUAGGAUUAUCUCAGCCUGUAGAUAGCGUAUCAUCAAAUAAUGAAAUAUAUGGGGUGAUACCAUAUAUCGCACCAGAAAUAUUUAAAGGAUCUACAUUUUCCAAAGAAUCUGAUGUUUAUUGUGUGGGUAUGAUUAUGUGGGAACUUACGACAGGUUGUAAACCUUUUGCUAAUGUUGAACAUGAUAUCAAUCUGAUUUACAAAAUUCUUGACGGAGAGCGACCUGAAAUUACAAAAGAUACACCUGAAUGUUACGCUAAUUUAAUGAAAAGUUGUUGGGAUCCUGAUCCGGAAAAAAGACCUUCUAUAACGGAAAUUC